AUGGCCAAGAUUGCUGAGGGUGGGAGGGCAAAGAAGGGCAGCAUGAAACGAACCGGAUUAUCUCACUAUCCGAUAUGGCCGUCACGUGGCAUCCGAAGCAAGCCCGCUAAGCCGUUUCUGGGCUGGUCGAUUCUGGUCUUGUCUGGCGCUAUCUCAAACCCGUUCGUCAACAUUCUUUUGGGGAUCGGAGACCCUCGAGGAGACGCAACAAACGGCCAGCAACGACUACCAACGACAACCAACGACAGGAGGCUACGGUGA
Paracoccidioides lutzii Pb01 is the source of this 261-nucleotide messenger RNA. RefSeq lists its product as hypothetical. The record is from RefSeq and is a predicted model, not a curated record. The transcript has 2 exons. The coding region runs from base 1 to 261 and encodes 86 amino acids.